Molecule: messenger RNA, 2549 nt
Organism: Linum tenue
Lineage: Eukaryota; Viridiplantae; Streptophyta; Magnoliopsida; Malpighiales; Linaceae
Source: the annotation of a GenBank genome assembly
GCCAGUUAGCCACGUUCUUCAAACCCUAGUAAGCUAAGCAGUAUCCAACCAGUAAAACCACUCCUCCACUGCAUUGCUCUACUCCAACAGUGAACUUCCCGCAUAUCCCCAAAACCUUACGAGUUACGCCAAGUUUCACAACUCGGUCGAGUUUGAGGUUCCUCUGUUCAAUUCGCUUCCCCCAUGGCCGAGUUAUCGGCUGAAGUUGCAACCGACAUCCACGAUGCACCACCUGAAUAUCCUCCCGCGCCGCCGUCCGACGGCGGAGGAGCUCCCACACCAGCUGCUGCGACGCCCGAGGAGUUGGCGGCCAAAGGAGUUGCUCCGGUGAAAGCCGACUUCCUGUGUCCUCCUCCUCCUUCCAGGACCUCCCAAACUGCUGCUAAUAACUCUGCGUCGACCGCCGUGGCGGCUCCUCCGUCCGGCGUGCUGAAGCAAGGGAAGUCUAAGCGCCAAUUUAAGCGCGAACGGCAGCAGGAGCAAAAGACGUCUCAUCUCUGCCCAGUGAUAGCGAAGAGUGGCGAUGUUAGUUCUUGCAAGUUCGGCGAUGGCUGCCGAUUCAGCCAUGACUUGGAGGGUUUCAAGGCUCAGAGACAGGAUGAUCUGGAUGGAGAAUGUCCUUUCAUAAGCGAUGAAGGGAGGUGCCCUUAUGGCCUGGCAUGUAGGUUUUAUGGCACGCACAAGGAAGCUGUUGCUGGUGAUAAUAGCUUGAUUGUACCCAAGAAAAAUUUCUCCGAGACAAAUGAAUUGACCAAGGAUGUUCAAAGGCUUUUGUGGAAGAACAAUAUGAAAUUUCCUAAAGCAGAUGCCAAACUGAAAGCUCUUGGCCUCAUGGGACCUGGUGUGAAAGGGAAAAAGCCGGAUAAGGAGGAAGGUAGUGAGUGUGCUGUUAGUAAUCACGAGGCAAAUGAGAAUGGUUGCAGUAAUGGGGUUGAUGCGAAAGCUGACAACCUGAAUGGCGCUGGAGAAGAGGCUCCGCAAGAGAAUAACGUGGUAGAUGAACUCAGGCCAUCAAAAAAAGCAAAACCAGAUGUGGCUGAGCUAGGAUCAAAUAGUCCGGGAAACGAAGUUGAUCAAAAUAUCCUGGAUAAGCAGCCAGAGGCUGCAAGUCAAGAUCAUCUAUCUGUAGAGACAGAUGGAAGUUUGAAAUCACACCCACGUGAAAAAAAGCUCGUUGACUUCAGUGGAAAGCUAUAUCUUGCACCAUUGACUACUGUUGGAAAUCUUCCCUUCCGAAGGCUUUGCAAAGCAUUGGGAGCUGACAUUACUUGUGGUGAAAUGGCAAUGUGCACAAAUCUGUUACAGGGUCAAGCUGCGGAAUGGGCAUUGUUGAGACGCCAUUCGUCUGAGGAUCUAUUUGGUGUACAAAUUUGUGGUGCAUAUGCGGAUACAGUAACACGUGCUGUUGAGCUCAUAGACCGAGAAUGUACAGUGGACUUCAUUGAUAUAAACAUGGGCUGCCCCAUCGAACUUGUUGUGAGCAAAGGUGCUGGCUCUGCUCUCCUCAAUAAGCCAACCCGUAUGAAAGGCAUUAUAGAAGCUGCGAGUAGCACAGUAGAAACACCCAUCACCGUGAAGACUUUAUAUGCCAUUCUUCUACUACUAUUACUACAGGUUAGAACUGGAUACCUGGAGGGGAAAAACAAGGUCGACUCUUUAAUUGCUGAUAUUGGAAACUGGGGAGCCACUGCCAUAACGGUUCAUGGUCGAACAAGACAGCAACGUUAUAGCAAAUCUGCAGACUGGGAAUACAUAUACCAGUGUGCUAGAAACGCCCCCGAAUCACUGCAAGUGCUAGGAAAUGGAGAUAUAUCUGCAUACACUGAUUGGAACAUCCAUAAAGCUAGCUGCCCCGAACUCUCUUCAUGUAUGAUAGGCAGAGGUGCACUGACCAAGCCAUGGAUAUUCACUGAAAUCAAAGAACAGAGGCACUGGGACAUCAGCUCUGGAGAACGACUCGAUAUCUUGAAGGAUUAUGUCCGGUUUGGCCUUCAGCAUUGGGGAUCGGACACAAAGGGAGUGGAAACGACUAGGCAUUUCCUGCUGGAAUGGCUGAGCUAUACAUUCAGAUAUAUACCGGUCGGUCUUCUGGAGAUCCUUCCACAGCGGCUAAACUGGCGACCACCCUCUUAUUUUGGACGCAACGAUCUCGAGACGCUCAUGGCCUCUGAAUCUGCAGCUGAUUGGAUUCGAAUCUCUGAAAUGCUGCUUGGCAAAGUUCCGACUGGCUUUACGUUCUCACCCAAACACAAAUCAAACUCCUACGACCGAGCGGAGAAUGGCUAAUGGCUGCUUCCGUGCCUCAGGAAGUUUCAUUACUUGUAUAACAAGCUACUGCCGAUCCCCCCCAGAACUGGGAACUUCACUUGAAUGUUAGAGCCACAGAUUUUACAGUACUGCUAAUAGCUAUCAUCAGAAUUUCCAGAAGAGAUGUGAUUGGCCAACUUAUCCUAUUGUUCUCUUCGUCCGAUUUUGCCAAUUUUUGCUAAACGAAAGCUCGAGGCUAAUCGACAAUCAUGAUAGCAGAAGUUUAUCUAUGCUUUGAUGCC